AUGCAUCUCCAUCUUUGUGGUUGUUCUGUUUUCUCCCGAGAAGUCUAUAGCACCCGGUGGGCAUUCCUUCCCCAGAUCUCCCUCAAGGCCCAUGCAACCAUCUUGUCCUCCGUGGCACGUACCACCCUCACUCAGGUCUUUGCCAACCCGUCAGACCAGACUUUUGAGGAGGUGCAAUACAACUUCCCUCUCUACGAUGGCGUCAGUGUGGUCGGAUUCAAGUGUCACGUUGGCACGAGAUUCCUACACAGCCAGGUGAAGGCAAAGGAUCAGGCCACCGCUGACUUCAAGCAUGCCGUCUCGAACGACCAAUCGGCCGCCCUUUUGGAAUACGGGAACGACGCCGAUGUCUUCAAGAUCCGGUUGGGUAAUGUGCGAGCCGGCGAGAAAGUCACAGUCGAUAUCACCUUUGUUGGCGACCUAAGGCAGGACGCGCAGACUGAUGGCGUUCGUUACAUGCUGCCCAACGCCAUUGCUCCUCGCUACGGAAGCACCGUGGGAGGCUCAAACGUUACUGCAGAUAUUCAAGGCAUAUCGAUUACAGUUGAUGUGUUGAUGGAUAAAGACUCCAUCAUCCGGGAGCUGCAAUCCCCAAGCCAUUCGAUCAAAGCCGCGCUGGGCCGUAUUUCUGCCUCUGACUCCACCGAUUUUGAACCAUCUCAAGCAUCCGCCACUGUGAACCUGAGCAAAGGCAAUGUCUUGCUUGAAAAGGACUUUGUUUUGCUUGCCAAAGCAGACGGUCUUGAUGAACCUCGCGCCAUGGUCGAAUCUCAUCCCGCAAUCUCUGGUCAGCGAGCAGUAAUGGCGACAUUGGUCCCCAAGUUCAACCUUCCACGAGCAAACCCUGAGAUUGUGUUUGUUCUAGACCGGAGCGGCAGCAUGAGUGACAAGAUCGAGACGCUGAAGUCUGCGCUUAAGGUUUUCCUCAAGUCACUGCCUGUCGGGAUUUGCUUCAACAUUUGCUCUUUUGGAAGCCACCAUCAGUUCCUCUGGUCAAAGAGCAGAGUCUACGAUGAUGAAAGCUUGCAGGAGGCUAUGUUUCUGGUUGAGAAGCUCGCUGCAAACUUUGGGGGCACGGAAAUGCUGCCGGCGGUGGAAGCAGUUGUGAAGAACCGCCUGGAGAGCAAGAGCUUAGAAGUUCUUCUGCUCACAGACGGACAGAUUCAUAACCAACAGGAACUAUUCAAUUUCGUCCGCCAGGAAUCUGAUAGCCGCACGGCUCCGGCUCGCUUCUUCUCCCUUGGCAUUGGCGAUGCGGCGUCUUCUGCCUUGGUUGAAGGAAUUGCAAGGAAUGGGAAUGGGAUCUCCCAAUCUGUGCUCCUGGAUGAGGAGCUUGAUCGGAAGGUUAUUCGAAUGCUCAAGGGUGCGCUGUAUCCUCACCUCUACGACUGUCGGCUCGGAGUGGAGUACGACGGUGACUCAGACAAUGAUUUCGAGAUGGUCCAGGAUUCAGAGACUGAAACACAGACGGAAGAUGAGCGGACAAAAUCAGACCCUCCCUCUAAAAAGGAGAAGCCUCAAAACCCAAUUUCCUUGUUUGAUGAGAAUUUCCAAGAGACUGAGAUGUCAGAACCAGCAACGGAACCUCUCCCAACCGUCAACCCUCCCACAAUUCUCCAAGCCCCAUACAGCAUCCCCGCUCUGUUUCCAUUUAUCAGAACCUCUGUAUACCUUCUGAUUGACCCCCAAUCACCCGAGCGAGUCCCCAAAGCCCUGACCUUUCAUGCAACCUGCGCGCAUGGCCCGCUCAAGCUGCAAAUCCCCAUCCAAGAUAUCGGAAAGGGGGAAACAAUCCACCAUAUCGCCUCACGCAAAGCCGUCAUUGAAUUGGAGGAGGGUCACGGCUGGCUCAGUGAUGCCAAAGACGCUGCCGGAAAUCCCAUCCGGCUGCUGCACCCAAACACCAGAAAGCAACUCGAGACCAGCGAGUGUCAGCGUUUGGGUCUUAAAUACCAGGUCACUGGAAAGUACUGUUCGUUCAUUGCCCUGGAGGAUGAUUUUGAUGAGUUAUCCAAGGGCCAACCGGACAAGGUCUUUGAGGUGACUGAGCGACCACAGGUCAAGGGCCCAGUCAAGAUGAGCGUUGAUAGGGUUAUGGCAUGUGCAAGGCCACAAAUGAUGCAGCAGAUGCAGCACGCAGGCCCAUUUGCUGCUUCCUCUGGUCCCCAGGCCUGUCAGCUGGACAUCGCAUCACCGCCACGUCGAUACGCCCCGCCACAUCGACGCGCUGCGCCACGUGUUGAUAUAUUGUCUGACGGUAAUUUUGACAAUGAGUUUUGUGCUGAACCAUCCAGUGGUUUUCAAACUACUUCGGACGGACCUGCUCUUUAUCAAUUUCUAGGCUGGGAAUAUUCACACCCAGCUGUUUCGGCUCAGCCUACUUCACCACAAUUUUGCGGUGGAGCAGCCAAAGCCUCUACGCCGAGCUCCAGAGGAAUGUGUGGACAGGCAAUGCACGCCGCUUCUGCUCGGCUUGCUCAACCAUUGUUUGGCGCUGCACCUGCUAAACAAAGAAGAGGCCUUACGAGUGCUCAAAAUUGUCCUCCACCGCCGCCUCCUCCUGGAGCUUCGUCAUUCUUCGGGAGCGCAAAUGCGUGGGGUGAUCAACGAUUCUCAGUACAGUCAGCAUCACCAUUCGGAAAGCCGCAGAGCUCCGCUCCCAAGUUCCCAGUUGAAAGAGCCCAUGCUAUCAUUGGACUGCAAACCUUUGAAGGAACUUGGAUAUGGUCGAAGGAGCUGUUUGCCUUACUUGACACAGACGAACACCAAAUCACGAAAUACAUGGAAGAGAAGCUGCUAGAUGGCCAAAAUAUGGUUCCACAAUCUGUCACUGGAGUGCUCAUUGCCACGCUUCUGGCGAUGGGGUUCCUCAAGAACAAGAACGCGGAUCUGAAGGGUACGUGGGAGCUUGUGUACAGCAAGGCUGAAGACUGGGUUGACCGGCAGCUGGAAGAUGUGGGAUUGUUAUUUAAUAAGACUUUUAAGGAGGCCAAGGAGGAGAUCAUGGCGCUUGCCUGA
Molecule: messenger RNA, 3018 nt
Organism: Penicillium riverlandense
Lineage: Eukaryota; Fungi; Ascomycota; Eurotiomycetes; Eurotiales; Aspergillaceae
Product: VIT and vWA domain-containing protein
Exons: 1
Coding region: 1-3018 (1005 amino acids)
Source: RefSeq, a predicted model, not a curated record